This is a messenger RNA of Anopheles coustani, 1560 nucleotides long. RefSeq names its product D-3-phosphoglycerate dehydrogenase. The record is from RefSeq and is a predicted model, not a curated record. The transcript has 6 exons. Lineage: Eukaryota; Metazoa; Arthropoda; Insecta; Diptera; Culicidae. Bases 74 to 1072 code for a protein of 332 amino acids. Gene Ontology annotation, molecular function: phosphoglycerate dehydrogenase activity; NAD binding.
GACGUUUUGCCUCGCAGGAACGGAAUUGUGAAUCAAAUUGUGCUCAACCACCCCCGAAACAAAGUGCCACAAAAUGCCAGUAGAUAUCAAGCGUGUUCUCGUGUGCGAUGCCGUCGACAACGCGUGUGUCAAGUUGCUGCAGGACCACAACAUUGAUGUCGACUACAAGCUGAAGCUGCCGAAAGAUGAGCUGGUGAAGGAGGUGAAGAAUUAUGACGCCCUGAUCGUGCGUUCGGACACGAAAAUAACGGCCGAGGUGCUGAAUGCGGGUGCGGGACACGUGAAGGCGGUCGGGCGAGCCGGGGCGGGCGUGGACAACAUCGACAUCGAGGCGGCCACGAAAAAUAACGUGCUGGUGCUCAACACCCCGGGUGGCAACUCGAUCUCGGCGUGCGAGCUCACCUGCUUCCUCAUCGGGGCCCUCGCGCGUCCCAUUUGCCCGGCGGCGACCAGCAUGAAGGAGGGCCGCUGGGACCGGAAACUGUACUCCGGCACCGAGCUGUACGGUAAGACGCUAGCCAUCCUCGGUCUCGGCCGGAUCGGGCGCGAGGUGGGCGUGCGCAUGAAUGCGUUCGGGAUGCGCGUGAUCGGCUUCGAUCCCAUCACAACCAGCGAGGAGGCAAAGGCGGCCGGCAUCGAAAAGAUGGAGCUGGAACAGAUCUGGCCACUGGCCGACUACAUCACCGUCCACACGCCGCUCAUUCCGGCCACCAGAAAUUUGAUUUCCACGGCCACGCUAUCCAAAUGUCGCCCGGGAGUGCGCGUGAUCAAUGUGGCCCGCGGUGGCAUCAUCGACGAGCAGGCGCUGCUGGCCGCACUCGAAAGUGGCCACUGUGGUGGGGCCGCCGUCGACGUCUAUCCGGAAGAGCCGCCGAAAUCCGACACCACCCGGAAGCUCAUCAAUCAUCCGAAAGUGGUCGCGACGCCACACCUGGGUGCCAGCACGUCCGAGGCGCAGGUGCGCGUUGCCGUCGAGGUGGCCGAGCAGUUCAUCGCGCUAACGGGCAAGUCGACCGUUUACACGCAGUACGCCGGUGUCGUCAAUCGCGAGGUGUUGAAGAAUGUCUUUUAAAUCUAAUUCCUCCUCCGAGACAGCAAGCUCAAAACGGUCGCGCUAUUUUUGGGGCAAAUUGCUUUCUCAGCUUUCGAUAAGGAUGGUGCCACCAUUCCGCCGAAGCCGUCGUAAUCCUUAAGAAACCACAAGCAAAUCAAUCAUCGAUACGAAAUGGCACCACAUUUUCACAUCAUCGUCCCGUGGAGGGUAUCCAACUUUGUCCUCGCGUUACGUCAUCAACCCCGGAGCGUGACGCAUCCCCACGCCGUUAGAAUUCGAUCCUAGCGGGGACCGCCAGCAAUUACUAAUGAAAAGUUGCUCGCCCAUGGAAAGCGGUGUUGGGUGGUUUUUUUUAGAUAUUAUGAAAUUCGAUACCGAUUAAAUUUGACAAAUAGCACAACGUGACACUGGAGAAGAGGAGCAAAUAAAUGUAGCGAAACUGUGCACAUAUUAAAACACCAAACAGUUUGUUCAUGUGUUCGUCCUAGUAUACUUUCCAAUAAAAC